Molecule: messenger RNA, 2117 nt
Organism: Morone saxatilis (striped sea-bass)
Lineage: Eukaryota; Metazoa; Chordata; Actinopteri; Moronidae
Product: perforin-1-like
Biological process (GO): immune response; leukocyte mediated cytotoxicity
Cellular component (GO): membrane attack complex
Molecular function (GO): calcium ion binding; pore-forming activity
Source: RefSeq, a predicted model, not a curated record
AUGGCAGUUCACUGGAAAGACCUUAAGGAUAGCCAAUUUACGCCUGGGGAAGGCUUUGAUAUCACCAAAAUGACACGUAAAGGGGCCUCUUUGCUCGCAUUGACAUGGAAUCGUGGAUCAACACGCAAGGACAAGAACAUGCACCCCUGUCAGCACCACUAUCUGGAGAACAAGAAGCAGAAGCCUCCCCUUCACGUGGUGGACUGGAGGGCAACAGCACUCCUGCAGCAUGAAACGUCGGCCAGUAAACUCCACCGAUCCAGUGAGUCUCUGGUCAGCUCUAGCACCUCUUCUGUUGAAAAUAACUGGAAGACCAACUUAAAUUUUGAAGGAGGAGAUAAAAGCGCCUCAUUGAUGCUAGCUGGUACCAAUUCUAAAUUGUCUGAAUACUCCAUGGAAAAAACUAAGAAUGACAAGUUCAGCUUCACAAGCCACAGCAUGUCCUGUGAGUACUACAGCUACAGAGUGUCCGGCACUCCCAAGUUGCACAAAGAAUUUCACAAAGCAGUGAAAGGGCUCCCGAAAAUCUACAACCCUGAAAACAAGGGACGAUUUUACAAACUGAUUGACAACUUUGGCACCCAUUACAUCACCAAGGUGAAGAUGGGAGGAAGUGUUCAAUCUGUGACCAGCAUCAGGCAGUGCCAGGCCAGCCUGCAGGGCCUCAGCGUGGAAGAGGUGCAGAUGUGCCUGGAAGUUGAAGCCUCCGCUAGCAUGAGAGUUACAAUAGAAACUGAAGCAAAACACUGCCAGGCAGACAUGAACAAGAUGGAGAGUAAGACAUCCUUCUCCAGCCUCUUCAACGACAGAUUUACAGAAAUAAAGGGGGGCCAUACGACAGAGCCAGACCUUCUCUUUUCUGCUGACAAAGAUCCAUCGGCCUACAAGGAAUGGCUGAACACAUUACCACAGAACCCAGACAUAGUCUCAUAUUCCCUGGAUUCACUUCAUGAAUUGCUGCCUACUAACACCCCUGUCCGUAAGAACCUGCGCUCAGCCAUUAGUCAUUACAUCCUGGAGAAAGGUCUGUGGAAGAACUGCAGUGAAAAAUGUCAGGCCGGCAUCAAGAGCGACCUGAAGGAUUCCUGCGUCUGCCAAUGCCACAAUGACCCCGCUGUAAACAGAGACUGCUGCCCAACCCGUAAAGGCAUGGCAGAAGUCACCAUAACUGUACAACGGGCUUCUGGUCUUUGGGGAGACCACAGCACAGCCACCGAUGGCUACGUGAAGGUGUCCUUCAAUGGGGUAAUGAUCCAACGUUCUCCCGUCAUUUACAACAACAACAACCCACACUGGGAAAUGGUCGUCCCCCUGGGCUCCCGGGAUUUGUCAACAGACAAUAAUGUGAGAUUUGAAGUGUGGGAUGAGGACAACAAGUGGGAUGACGACCUGUUGGGACAAUGUGAGACAGUCCUGUCUGCUGGAGUCAAGAAGGAUCUCUGCAACCUGCAGCACGGCAAGCUGUUCUACAAAUUGGAAGUGAAAUGCGCUCCGAGUCUGAGUGGAGAUAAAUGCAUGGACUAUAAGCCUUCGCCUAUGAAUCAAAGUCUUAAGCCGCUGUAUGUGUCCCGUCAUGCCCACCCUAUUCCAAAGGCAUUCCUGUUACAGAUGGGUGUGUUUGUGGACGAAAAAAGUCCACAGAGAAACCAGAGUCUUACUACUCAGAGCCCAAAGUAUGAUGAGAUAUAAUACCCGUGUGUUUGGCUUUACUGAGACAUGCAUAGCGACAUAUAACCCUUCUGUAACUAACAUUCCUCAUUAAGUCUGCACUAAGCAUAAAGGAUUGUUUGGUAAAAUGUAUUAUGUGUUGACAAAGCAGCUGCAGCUCAAUUCUAGAAAAUGUCGUACUGCCGACGUAUUUGUAUCAUCUAGUGCCCAUCAUACUCCCUUGUCUUUCACGGGACAAUACAGCACAUCAUAUAAAGGUUCUUGUAGCCAAAAUGUAAGUUUGAUAUAACAUAGCUUUUUUAUUAUAAACUUAUUUAUGCCUUAUUUUUCCACUUCUUUAUUUGCAGAUUCAAAAACAUUGCAGAUGAUGUUGUGCAAUCACUGUUGUAGCAUUUUAUCACCUAUACGAACAUUUAUGUGUUUUAUGUAUGUUAAUCUUACAUGUUUGA